This is a messenger RNA of Dermacentor albipictus, 3586 nucleotides long. Its product is annotated as neprilysin-like. Lineage: Eukaryota; Metazoa; Arthropoda; Arachnida; Ixodida; Ixodidae. Gene Ontology annotation, biological process: protein processing. Gene Ontology annotation, cellular component: plasma membrane. Gene Ontology annotation, molecular function: metalloendopeptidase activity. The record is from RefSeq and is a predicted model, not a curated record.
GCGAUCGAAGAAGAUGGUCCUAGGCCUCUUGGUAACAGAGAGCAGCAGCACCAGUAGCUUCAUCGAUCUACUCGUCUCAACAAGCGCGCAUAUACAGUGCUCAACGAUGCAGCCAACCGAGGAUGUCUCGCCCACCUCCGGAGCGCAGGUGCCCCAGGCUAAAGACGAGGAACGCAAGAAGGCGCGAUCCAAAACAUCCAAGCCUGGUUCCCCCGAGCGCCGUAGCCCGAAGAGGCGAGUCCCCAAGGAGCGAGACGACUUCGACAUGCGUCCACCGGAUCGUAGCCCAAGCCAUCGAGCGGGACGGCGAGCUCCCCGGCAAGGAAGGGCGCAAGAUUCAGGAGUCAGAGUUCACACCGCCCGCUGUCCGUUCAACCGCAAGGACAAAGGCCUUCGCCCCGAGGCACCUUCGGACGGGGUGUCACCGACGGGAUCGCCCCGUGCAUACGGUGCUUCCGGCAGCGACCCGGCCGCCGCCGCGGGCAGCCUGCGUGUGUCGCCGAUGUCGCAGGAAGGGUACCUGAAUGGUGCGCAGAGCCCACCAUGGCUCCCAUCGAGCCCGUGCAGCUCCAUGCCGCAAGUUUGGAGCCUAGCUGGUUCUCCUGGUACGCUCGCGAGCUCCGCAGCCUUCCUCAGACAACCUGUCUUCAGACCGCCCCAGUUGCCCCAAGAUCCGUUCUCCCAGGUGACGCCGAAGCCGUACCAGGCCUCUGGACCUCUGUGCGUCACUCUGUGCGCAUUAACAACGGUUGUGCUUGCGACGAUCGUGACAGUGGCGAUAUUGAAGGCUUCCUGGCAUACGCCAGCGCCAUUAUCGAGCGCGUGCGAGACGCAUGCCUGCCUCGCCUACUCGAGACGGCUCCGCUCCUCCAUCAACGAAUCGGCGAACCCGUGCAACAGCUUCACGCGUUUCGUUUGCGACGGCUGGCGGAAGGAGCACAGAGGCACCGUGUGGGAGGAACAGUUCCGUUACGUGCUUGACAAGCUUACCGCCUCACUGAAGGACAUCACCGUUCCGCCGUCCGGACAAAACGAGGAGCAACGGGCAGCCGCCGUGUACCGCAGCUGCGUGUCGCUGUUCGAAGGCGGCAGGGACGAUCUGCCGGCCGUCCGGAAGGCGCUCGAUGACGCCGGCAUCGUGUGGCCGCAUCCGUCCACGGACGCCGACGUCCUCUACACGCUCAUGUACUGCUCCCUCAAACUGGGCUGGGACGUGCUGCUCAAUUUUGACAUCGUGGCGAACAACAGCAGCCGCCGCCGCAGUGCGGUUGAGCUGAUCGCAGGUCCGGGCAGGCUGUUUUCAUUCCUGUACGAGAAACACAUGCGCCUGCACUUCAAUGGUGAGGGCGAGGCGAACUUCGAAUUUCUCAAGGAGCGCUUUCAGCGCAACAAUACGGCCACCUUAACGUACAGUCAGACGCAAGGUUCAGCGUACCUUGCGCUGCAAAAGAUCUUUUACGCCGGGGCUAUGCGCACAGGCAGCGCUGAAAAGUUAAUUCCGGAUGCGUCGGACAUAGGCCUGACCGAAGCCAAGUGGACGGCAACUCUCCGGAAGCUUAACAUGAGCCUGGCCGAAGAUCCCUUGCUGACGACGACGAAUGUCGCUUAUGUGAAUGCAUUGCUGGAUCUCUGGAGGUCGAAUGGCUCGGACUCGUUCCACACACUAGUGUCUUGGUCCACGGUUCAAGUGGCAGCUCUUUUCGCAAACAGGGAGCUCAUUUACAAUUAUUACGGUGAUAACUACAAAGUGGCUCAGGUGCACUAUGGCAUCUUCUGUGCCACCAGAGCCAUGUUCUUUUCCAGGCAGGCACUGUUUGCGAGAUACAACGCUGAUGUUUUCCAGGGCAAGGCAGGGCCCAUUGCGAGAGAACUGGCGCUGUCGGUACGGCUUGCCUUCUGGCGCCGUCUUUCCAACUGGACCUACUUCGACGAGAACAUAACCGUGGUAGCCGACUGGAGCUCUCUUACCACAGCGUUCCACAACUUCGAGAAGCAGAGCGAAGAGAACGAAACCGUUGUCCGAGGCCAGGUACCGGACAUGACGGAUUCGUUGUUGAGCAACUGGCAACAUUCGGCAGCAGUCAGAAACACACCUGAAGUGGAUCAGAUGCUGUUCUCCAUGAUUCGCCUACGUUACUACGUCCACUCCUACGGGAAGAGGGACUUCCAACUGAUGCCGUAUGCCCUGUCCUUUCCUCUGUUCGAUUCAACGCUGCCACCUUCUGUGAACUACGGUGGCUUCGGAUACGAGGUCACGGUAGCGCUGGGCGAAUUGCUUCUAAGCGCCUAUAUAUACGACAUCGGAAAAGUUCCCGAAAUUGUAUCCCUAUACCGUUGCCUGCUAGCCAGCCAAUACGGCAACGUCGAAGAUGCCGACUUUUUUGUGGCGCAAACUAUUGGUCUCAACGCUCUUGUGGAUGCUUACGAAAGAAGCGGCCGUGCCUUGGACAACGCUCUGAAAGGGCUCGAGAAAUAUCGCGGACUGCCGCUGGUGUUUAUUGCUCUGUGUUACGUUCAGUGCGAUGGCAGCGUGACUGUGGGAAUGGACGAGGCUGCGUGCAAUCUGCCGCUGAAGCAGUUGCCCCGGUUCGCUGAAGCCUUCGACUGCGCUCCAGGAGAGCCUAUGAACCCUGCGGACCGAUGCGAGCUGCUUUGAGCACUUCGGUGUGUUUGUGGUUGUGGCGCAUCUUUGAUUACGAUGGCACUUUUAUGUCACUGUAUUGCGUUCAUCGUUCGAACACUAUUUAUUUGUGGAAACCUAUACAUAAAUGUUGGAGCCAUGGGCCUCCCUCGUUAGGAGUAAAGACGGCAUUUUGCCUCUAUGUGCGCACUGACUGUCAUUUCCCUCGCGACGCCGUUAAUUGCUCAAGUGUUGCGCUGUUCUUUGUAUUACGUCACUCCUAAGCGGUGAUAAUUUUCAUAUGUGUUUCAGAUUCAAUGUACUGAUGAGCUCGGUUAGGCACUGCCCAAUGAAAUGCGGAUUGCCUAGGUGUUUGCAACGAUGGACUUACGAUGCUUCACAUGUCAAAACACAGGCAGACUGUUUCAGGUGACUUCGCUGCAAUUGUACUUGUGCUGUUUGUGAAACUGACUUUUGCGUUAGCUCGCGGAUAUGACUGCAGUGCAAGGCUUCUUUUUUCCUAAAUGCUUCGUUGACUACGGUCAGCGCAUGUGGUUUAUUUGCUCGGCUUUCCAGUUAAAUGUAUUUCACAAGGCAUCGUAAGGGGGGCCAAAGCUCUAUACAGCAAGAUGGAUAAGCGGGCGAUAAUUCACGUGCAUGUGUACUGUAGGGCAACGACAGAUUGUGAAACCACGGGAAAGUGUGCUUUGUCGUUUGGUCUUCGUUUACUCUAAUAAUGUGCACGUGACAAAAGAUCCAGCUCCACGAAGUGCGCAAUUGCUAUGCCGAGUAAUUUCGACAUGUGCGGGCACUUAUCGCGGCACGAUUUUUUUUUUUUUCGAUAGGUGGGCGGACACACAGGUUGCUUCAAUCCGUCGCCAUGGGGAAAGUAUAGUUGAUAAGCUGAUUGAUCUGCGUCGAGGAGCAUAUGAGCUCUGAGUGAAAGGAAAUCGUUAGACAAGUGUG